AUGACAGACAAUAACACGUUCCCUGGGUCGUCACAGGCCUUGAAUUUUUGUAAAAAUGUCUUCUCUCGUGCUUUAAGAAGUUCAAAUAAUGUGCCUCGUCAUAUAGGUUUGAUUAUGGACGGAAACCGGCGUUGGGCUAAGCGCAAGCACGUUGAGAUCAAGGAGGGCCACAGCGCUGGGUUUCAUAGCAUGAGCAGAGCACUGGAGCUUUGUUAUGAGGCUGGAGUCAAUACCGCGACGGUGUUUGCAUUUUCCAUAGAAAACUUUAGAAGAAGUGCGAUCGAAGUGGACUCAUUAAUGAAUUUAGCAAGUAGCGGUAUCAGGCAAGUUGUUCAGAAUGGGGAAAUGGCUGAAAAAUUUGGUGUCCGAAUCAACAUUAUUGGAGACAGAUCCUUGCUACCCGAGGAUGUACUGCGAGAGGUGGAAGCGGCGGAGAAAAUUACAAAAGACAACACCAGAGCUGUACUAAAUUUAUGUUUUCCUUACACAGGACGGGACGAGCUGCUUCAGAGCAUUAUAAGAACCAUUGAUAAGACCCAGAAUAAAGAACUAAAUUUUACCAAUAUAGACGAGGCGGUGAUAGACGAGAAUUUAUACACAGGAGGGUCUCCUCCAGUGGAUCUGCUGAUUAGAACUAGUGGGGUGACCCGUUUAAGUGAUUUUCUGCUCUGGCAAUUGAGUCGAAAAGGAGUAGUUAUAGAGUUUUUGGAUUGUCUGUGGCCCGAUUUUGGCUCUCGGCAAAUGGCAUGGAUUUUACUCAAAUUUGCAUACAAGAAAUUUUAUUCAGCUUCAGAACCAGAACUCGACGAGGAAAUUGAAGGCCAAGGGGAUUCUUACUCUAAAAGCAAGCAGUUUUAA
Lachancea dasiensis is the source of this 858-nucleotide messenger RNA. Lineage: Eukaryota; Fungi; Ascomycota; Saccharomycetes; Saccharomycetales; Saccharomycetaceae. The record is from the annotation of a GenBank genome assembly.